AGUCUUCUCUUCUACUUGAAGCCACACGAUCUUGGGGUAGGUGGCUAAGGAAGCACACCAGCUCUGGUUUUCCAAGUCAAAAGGAUCGAGGAGACGUAGUUGCUUCCUCUUCCUUGGCAACUCUCUUGGAACUCGCUUAUAAGUCCACCACCUCUGUACUCGAUCCUCCAUCCACCUCUCGGUUGCCUUCCACGAGCUUCGAUGGCCAUGGCGUUCUCCUCUCUAUCCGCUCUUCUUCUUCUUCUUUUUCCUCUGGUUCUUUUUGCCUCUUUUGGCGCUGCAGAUGAGGAGAAGAUGACUCACCUGCACUUCUACCUGCACGAGAUAAACUCCGGCGCAAACGCCACCGGGAUGACGGUUGCAGUCCCCCCGGGCAAGGAGUUCUACUACGAGACCUUCGGCGCAAUCAGCGUCAUCGAUGACAUCCUGAGGGAAGGCCCCGAGCGGGACUCGAAGCUCAUCGGGCGGGCGCAGGGGCUACUCGCGCAGGCCUCCCUGGAGAAACCGGCGCUGCUUUCGGCCGUCAACUUCGUGUUCACCGCGGGGAAGUACAACGGCAGCACCUUCUCCAUCCUGGGCCGGGCGGUGCUCACCGAGCUGUUCGAGCGGGCCAUCGUCGGGGGCGCGGGGAUGUUCCGGAUGGCGCGGGGGUACACCUUGGGCAAGGUCAUCAGCGCCGAGGAGGGGUACCUGAUCAUGGAGUUGGACGCUUACGUCGUUCACCACUGAGCUACAUUUAUGCGUCAUCGUCGAUGAAUCCUUCUUGUAGUUCUCUUUCCUUUUAUUUGUGCAAAUAAGCCUUCGCUCAUUGGCGACGGUGUGUGACUUCUCACACCAGACAAUAAUACUAGCUUUGGGUUUUGCUGCAAA
Molecule: messenger RNA, 870 nt
Organism: Musa acuminata subsp. malaccensis (wild Malaysian banana)
Lineage: Eukaryota; Viridiplantae; Streptophyta; Magnoliopsida; Zingiberales; Musaceae
Product: pterocarpan synthase 1-like
Source: RefSeq, a predicted model, not a curated record